AUUUUUAGCUGUAUCACGCCGCCCAAUCUAAACUUUUGGACAAUACAACCUUGACGGACGAGUGAUGCCAAGCAAGAAACAUCCGAGAUUGAAGUUUAAAUGUCCACUUCAGAUUAAAUGUCGCCAUUGUGCUCAUUCCGAAAAUGUCACUAGUGCUAUAGAUACUUUUAAUAGUCCAUUUGAUGAAACAGGUGUUUCUACUAACUUAGGCCCUGUGGCUUUGGAUUGUGAAAUGGUCGGUGUCGGUAUUAAAAAGCGUAAUGCUCUGGGACGUGUCAGUAUUGUUGAUUAUGAAGGAGAACUUUUGUAUGAUGUUAUAGUAAAUCCUGAAGAAGAGAUAACUGAUUAUCGAACACCAUGGAGUGGAAUUAGACAAGAAGAUAUGUCUCGUGCAAUUCAAUAUUCUUGUGCUCGAGAACAUGUUAAAAGUAUCAUACAAAAUCGUAUUCUUGUGGGGCACACGUUGCACCAAGAUCUUCAUGUCCUGAAGUUAGAACAUCCUUCACAUUUAGUGCGUGAUAUUGCAGCAGUUCAAUAUCCAAAAUCACUUGCUGGUUUCUUGGUGAAAAAUGCCAUUGGACUGAGAGCUCUCACUCUUAGACUCUUCGGUGUAAAUAUUCAAGAUGGUGAGCAUUGUUCAAUUGAAGAUGCUUGUGCAUCUAUGGCUAUUUAUCGAUUAGUUGAAAAAGUUUGGGAACGUGAUCUAGUCAAAAGUUUGAAGAAAACCAAUAGACUUCAGAGUGGAACACACUCACAUACUGACAGUAUCAUCGAGUCAACUGAAGCUACAUAACAGUUGCAUUGUUGUCUUUUGUCAGUUUCUAGUGGAAAUCGUUAUGAAUACGCCACUGACUAGUAAGUCGCCGUUGACUUCGUCGUCCUCGUCCUCCUCCCAUCUGCAUUUUUAUGAACU
This is a messenger RNA of Trichobilharzia szidati, 913 nucleotides long. The record is from the annotation of a GenBank genome assembly. Lineage: Eukaryota; Metazoa; Platyhelminthes; Trematoda; Strigeidida; Schistosomatidae.